AUGGACCUUAAAUCAAUCAUCAACACCGAGUCCGCCGCGAGCUCCAUCACCAAGCAAGCGGCACCAGCGACCCCAAUCCAAGCGCCGCCGCAGCAAGCCUUUCGAGAUCGAGAGCGAGAGCGCGAGCCAGACUACAAUCAUUCUCGCCAGCCGUCGUCCGGCAAGCAGCCCCCUUCGCAAGACUAUCCCGCACAAACGGGCGGCCCGUAUGCCUCUCCCUCCACAUACCAAGGGAAUUACCAAGGUCGACCGCCUCCUCCUCCUCCCAUACAGGCUCCUCCUCAGAAUGAUUUACGCUCUCCCGCGAGAUCCUACUCAGCUCAAUCGCCGUACCAGCACACGCCCUCGUCAUCUACGAGCCAGUAUCCCUUCCCGCAAACUCAGACUCCCCAGAGCCCGGCUCAGCAGCAGCAGUAUCCGCCGUCUUUUCAACAACACCGAGACAGCUAUCCCCAAUCGAACCCUCCACAGCACCUUCAGCAGCACAACUCGCACCCCCAAGUCUCUCCUACUCCGCAGACCCCUCCGAUUGGUAUGCCAGGAGCACCACAUCCAUAUCUCCAGCAUCAACGAUCACAAUCUUCACUCUCUGCAUCGACGCCUACGCCUACAUCUGCGCAGAGUCAGCAACCAUAUCAUAACCAAUAUCCACAGGAUAGUCCGGUCUCUGCAAACCAUUUCCCACCUGCCCAAAUCCCACAGCAUCAACGUCAACAAUCACAGCCUGGCACUCCGCUUGGGCCUCCUCUAACUCAACGGCACUCCUCAGGCGGGUUCCCUCAACCAACUAGCCCAUAUCAACAACGAGGUCUUUCUGCCGGACCAUUUUCUCAGUUCCAGCAAACUUCACCUGCGCCUCCCGCACAAGCCACAAUUCCACGACACCCAAGUACUCCUAACGCCUCCGAUUCACAAAGAACCUCAGCAAGUGAACAAAGAGGAUCACAGAGUGAGAGGGAGCAAAGCUUAAGUGUGAGCCCGAAGACACGUCUUCCCAAUCAAACAAGGGCAGAUAUGACCACUCCACAGCCUGAAAACGGCCAUGGCAGUUCUACAAAGAGAAAGAUGGAAGAUCGUGAGGUAUCCGCUGAAGACUCUCACACCGGACCCCAUAUGGAUGACAAACCUUCUAUGAACGGCAAUCAUUCUAUUUCCGCACCUGGUGCUAAUUCACCUAAAGCGCCACCCAAAAAGCGCACCCGCUAUGCAGAACCGCCCAUCUGGGCUCAGAGUGUCCGGAGCAAGGGUGCUCAUAGCGUCACGAGUCGGCGUAAUGUGAAAGUUAAUGGCAAGCUGCCAGAGCAACCGUUAAAUCAAGCUCCUAUGGUUACGAGACUUGAGACAAACGGGAGCCCGCAACUCCCACCGGGCGUCCCACGCCCUGGACCUUUGGUGGAUAAUGAACGGGAUCCUUCUGUUCUAUUAGGGCCGUGGGAAAGGAGCAUCAUUGGGGAGAAGCCGAUCGAACAUAUGGUAAAGGUUGUCGCGGAUUUUCUGUUUCAAACAGUGGUCUCACGGCCCGAUAUGGGAGAGCUCUCCAGUAGAGGCGUCGACAUUGAAAUUGAAGCCAAGUUAGGUCAAUUGAUCGACAAGGAAACCAACCAACGAUAUAUGUUACCUGUUUUGAGCGAAUGUGUUGUGGCUGAUAGUCCGCGCAUUGGUUUCAGAAGCUCCAUGACAGAGGCCCAACACUCGAAAUUAAACCAUUUCCUGAAUGCGAAAGUCACCGAAACUCAUCCGGCUAAUUUGAGCUCGAAGAAAAGGGUACCAAUCGAUUAUCUUCAUCGACGAGAGACGGAUAAAUUUUAUGUUCUUCCACCAGCCUUGCACGCAAGUCUGCCUGCUGCAGUACGAGAGCAGAUCAACCCGCGUCAAACAGUCAAAGUUCGAGUCACCCAUGAUCAAAAGACGCAGCAGAUCUUAGCCACGAUAAUCAAAGCCCGAAUCGCAGAUCUCAACCUCUAUAUUCCCGAGUCCCCGCUCGAUUGUCGCCUCAGCGUAAAUUUUGAGAUGAAAUUUGAAGGCGAUAUUGAUGAGAUUAUUGCGGGCGGGGUUGGAGACGAAAUUCCGGAUCGUCAUAAGGAUCGCUUAAGCUAUAAGCAAGGGCCUUAUCAGAUUGAUCUAACUCAAGUCACUACUCAGACUGUUACAGUUAAUGGGGUUAUCCGCCCGGAGAAAGAGCACGAACUAGAAAUUGAGAUUGCAACGGAAGCAAUCCGGCAGCAGGGCCAGCGAGCAGCGGCUGGUGAGCCCCACGAAGGUUCCAAGGGUAUAGAGAUGGAAGCACAACAGGAACAGCUCGAAACUAAGCUUUGA
Venustampulla echinocandica is the source of this 2316-nucleotide messenger RNA. RefSeq names its product CYTH-like phosphatase. Gene Ontology annotation, molecular function: polynucleotide 5'-phosphatase activity. Gene Ontology annotation, biological process: 7-methylguanosine mRNA capping; polynucleotide 5' dephosphorylation. The record is from RefSeq and is a predicted model, not a curated record. Gene Ontology annotation, cellular component: mRNA capping enzyme complex. NCBI's taxonomy places the organism in Eukaryota, Fungi, Ascomycota, Leotiomycetes, Helotiales, Pleuroascaceae. The coding region runs from base 1 to 2316 and encodes 771 amino acids. The transcript is spliced from 4 exons.